ACCGCUCAGGACAACGAGCCCUGCAGAGACCGCGUCUGCGAUUGGUCGCUCCUUGGUGAGGAUUUAAUUUUGAAUUUUUCUUUAUGGUGUGCAAGAGGCUCCGACCCGAACUUCGUCUAACACUCAGGCUUUUAGACUAAAACCAUGCCUAAGUUCAAACAGCGAAGAAGAAAGCUAAGAGCCAAAGCCAAACGAUUAUUUAAGAAAAAAGAAGCCUCCCGAGUUCAGCCUAAGCUAUUAACACCUCCCCCUCCACCACCCACGCCAGAAAGAGUGGUUACUUCCUCAACUGAUACACCCCAAAGCAGAAACUGGCUAAAACACUCUUGGAACUUCAGAUUUCCUAACAUCAAAGACGCAAUAAAUCUUUGGACAAAUAGAGUGUGGUACAUGUACAGUUGCUGUCAGACCUGUGUGGCUCAGAGUUUAGAAGUAUUGAAAGAUGCCAUCUUCCCUUCCCGAGUCUACCACAGAGAACUUCACAGUCUAAAACAACAAUUUUGUGCUUUGAAAAGUGAAUUAUGCAGUCUCCAAGAAACACUGAAGACUAUCUCAGAAAAUUCCUCUUAUUCAAGCUGUUGUCAUACAUGUGGCAAGAGCAAUAAGCUUACGAACGUGCCAGCCUGUGCUCCAACAACCCAUGGAGAAUCCCCAACUGUACUUCCUCCCACACUGCCACAGCCAGCCAGCCAUCCUCCACCUCCUCCUCCUCCUCCUCCCCCUCCUCCUCCUCCCCCUCCCCCUCCUCUUCCUCCACCUCCACCACCCCUAGCACCAUUGCUGCUCAGAAAAUCUGGUUCAACUAAAGCACUUCAGACGGAACCAUUAAAGAAAGAUGGACCCAUGCAUAUAACAGUUAAAGAUCUACUCACUGUAAAAUUAAAAAAAACACAGAAUAUUGAAGAAAGGAAAAAGCUUUCACCACCACCACCAGAGGAACGGAAUCCACUAGUCACUAUCUCUGACCUGCAGCGUGUCACUCUGAAACCCAACUCCAGGGUGUUAGCAACACGAGUUAAAAAUGUCUUAAUUACUCCGGGUAAAAGCCAACUAGAUCUGCGGAAGCUGCUGAGAAAAGUCAAUGUAGACAGGAGCCCAGGUGGAACCCCUCUCACCAAUAAAGAAAAUAUGGAAACAGGAACUGGACUGACUCCAGUCAUGACUCGGGCCUUAAGGAGAAAGUUUCAGCUGGCUCACCCUCAAAGCCCUACUCAGUCUCUGCCACUUUCUACAAGCAGCUUUGAUGAACAAAACUGAGGCCGACUCUGCCUGACUCUGUGGAGGGAUCCAUACAAUGACUGAUCAAACCCCUCAAUUUUAAUGUACUAAAAUAUGUAUAGCUCUACGAAUGUAAUUCUACUUGAAGAAUCAGAGUGAGUAUGUAUGGAACCUACACAAACUGUGGCAUAAUGAGAGCAUUUAGAUAUUUUCUGAUGGUCGUGAUGGUAAGGGAACCAGAUGGGAAGAUGCAGUCUGCAAAGAAAAUGUUUAUCCUGGAAUUACCCAUUUUCGGUUAGAGUGGCUGUUCAGAUUUAAUUCCACAGGGGCUGGUGAUACGGUUCAAUGGAUAAAGGCACUUGCCACCAAGCUUCAUGGCCCAAGUUCAGUUCCCAGGACACAAAUGGAGGGAAGAAAGGACUGACUUCCACCCGUUGUCCUCUGACCUCCACAUGCACACACACACACACACACACACAAAAUAAUAAAUAUGUUAAAAAUACUAAUGGUAUAACUAGCUUUUAUAUAAAUAUAGUUAUGACAUUAAGAAAAUAGUGUGGAUACUAGAGAAAAUGGCUCAGGAGUUAAGAGCACUUGCUUCUUUUGCAGAGGACGCAAGUUCUGGUUCUAGCACUCACUUCAAGUGGCUUACAGAUGUCUAUAGUUCCAGAUCCAGGAAAUUCACUGCCCUCUUCUGGCCUAGAUGGGUACCUGCACUCAUAUGUACAGAUACACAAAAACAUGUAACUAAAAAUACAAAAUUUUGAAAAGAAAAUAAAGAGCAUAGCCUGGUUCCUGUUCCUCUCAGGCUGAUUCAUCCAUUGCUACAAACUUGAUCCAUAAAAUAAGACUCUCUAAUUGGGCGUGGUGACACAUGCAUUCAAUCCCGGCACUUAGAAGGCAGAAGCCCAAAGAUCUCUCUGGGAGUUUGAAGCCAGUCUGAUCUAUAUAGCAAGUUCCAGAUCAACCAGAACUAUACAGUGAGAUCCUGUCUUAAAAUAAACAAGUAAUUUAGAGAAAAACAAAACAAAAAUCAAUGUGACCUGAAAAUUUCAAACAGACCCUGUGUUUGCUUGAAAUAGAGUCUUAUGUUAUAGCCCAGGAUGGACAUUCUGGGACUACAGGUGUGAGCCACCACAUCUGGCUAGAAGGUAAUUGCAUACUGCUAAAAUGACUUAGCAACUUUGGUAGGUUGUUUUUUCUGGUUACUGAGACUUCUUCUUCUUCUUCUUCUUCUUCUUCUUCUUCUUCUUCUUCUUCCUCCUCCUCCUCCUCCUUCUUCCUCCUCCUUCUUCCUUCUUUUUUUUGGGCUGGACCCAAGGGCUUCACACAUGCUAAGUACAUGCACCCUGAGUCACACCCUCAGCCUGGUAUCCCUUACUAUUUAUGUCUGCUGUCCAUUUUCCUGGGGUCAAAUACAAUUUUCAUGAUUUCAGCAUGAAGCUUCUGUUUUCCAGAAUGCCUUGCCAAGGAUUCUCUGUGGUCCAUGGCAGUUUUAUAAAGAAGCCCGUUUCCUGUUCCUCAUCAGCCUGUGUAUUCUCUGGCAGUAGUGUUAUAUCUUUCACUGGACUUCAUUCAUUCUUGCCAGUCUAGAGUUGCCAGAUUUAGGAAAUAAGAAUAUAAGAUACUCUAUUAAAUUUGAAUUUCAGAAAUAUCUCCUUAAUAGUGAACAAGGAACACUUACAUUUAAAAAAAAUGUAUUUAGGUCUUUGCAGGGAGUUCAGGAAUAUAGUACUUGUCUAGAAUGUUCAUGGCCCUGGGUUUAAUGCCUAGUACUAACACACACACACACACACACACACACACACACACACGAUGUUAAUCUCAGUUGUCUAUUUCUGGUUGUCUGUAAUCACCUUCGAGAUGGGCUUUCUCAAACAUUAUCUGGAUUAGGCUAAUUGAGAUGGGCUAACCUACACUCUGUGGGUAGCACCAUCCCCUAAGUUGAAAUCUUCUUCACUGUGCAUUCAAUGUGACCUGCUGCUUCAGGCUCCUGCUAUCUUGGUCCCCUCUCUCCAUGUGUAGUGAAUGGUGGAACUAUAAACCAAACAAAACCUUCCCUCCUUAAAUUGAUAUUUUCAGUUAUUUCAUCACAGCAACUAGAAGAGUAACUUAAUAGUUAAUUAUAUAAAUAAUAAAUCUAAAUAUAAAUCUAAAAAAAACUCAAGGUAAUGGCCUCCUUAUACAUUAAAAACAAAACAAAACAAAAAACCCCAAAGAUUUCAGAUAUUCACUGAACUUUCUAGUCUGAUAGGAAGCAGUCACACAGAUAACAGCCUUAAAAUUUUAAUCUUCCAGUUCACUAUACCUCAAAAGGUAAUUUCAUGGUCCCCUAAAAAUUCCUGCAGGGUUUGUUUAUUUUUUUAUUUUUUAUUUAUUUAUUUUUUUGGUUCUGAGGAUUGAACCAGGGCCUUGCACAUGGUAGGUAAGAAACCCUAUCACUGAGUUAUAGCUCCAGGUCAAAUCCCUGUAUUGCCAUCAAAUGACAGUACUUUGAGAUGCCAAAUCAUGUUGUCAGAAAGUCACCAGACUAGAAAGUAGUCUUGGGGACAGAGUUUAGCACCUUGAGGCGGUCCUGUUUAUGAGAUCUACAUUUAUGUUUAUAAUACAGAAAACAUAAUAUAUCUAGAACCUGCUAGACGGUUGUAUGUUUGUUUGUUUGUUGUUUGCUGAAACAGGUUUUCAUGUAGCUAACUCUGUCUCAGAACUAUUUAGCUAGGAUGUCCUGGAACUUUUGAUCCUCUACUUAUUGAAUGCUGGGAUUAAGGCAUGUACCACUAAGUCCAGCAGAACUUUUUGGAAAUAUGUUAGCUAGUUUGAUAUUAUAUAAAAAUAAGGGAAAUAUCACUGAAAAUAAAGGAUUCAUAAUAGAAUGGUAUUUUGUGGGGCACUUGUAAUGUUUACAAUAUUAAUAAACCAAUAUACAUUUUACCAUUGUAACUGAAAUAACAUAAUCAUUCCUAUGACAUAGAAGGUUCACUUAAUUAAAAAAAAAAAAAAAAAAAAGCUAGGCUGGACAUAGUGGCUUUUUACAUUUGUCCCAGCUACUUGGAAGACUGAGAUGGAGGGAAAUGUCAGUUCAAGGCCAGCAGUCAGCCUGAGCGACUUGGUGAGAACCUGUCUCAAAAAAUAGAAGUUUUAUAGGCAAAACAUUUACGAAGCUGCUAUUGCUGUUGUAUCAGUGUUAAAAUGUACCCUACUUUAAAUUGUUUACUAAUUUUUAUUUUAGAAUUUAUAUGCGUUUUCAUUGUAACCAUCUGAGUACUCUGCAUGUUGUAUAAUUUCAUUAAACUACUGCUUAUAUGCUCCCAGUA
Cricetulus griseus (Chinese hamster) is the source of this 4532-nucleotide messenger RNA. The record is from RefSeq and is a predicted model, not a curated record. NCBI's taxonomy places the organism in Eukaryota, Metazoa, Chordata, Mammalia, Rodentia, Cricetidae.